Molecule: messenger RNA, 2283 nt
Organism: Elephantulus edwardii (Cape elephant shrew)
Lineage: Eukaryota; Metazoa; Chordata; Mammalia; Macroscelidea; Macroscelididae
Gene: ITGB3
Product: integrin, beta 3 (platelet glycoprotein IIIa, antigen CD61)
Exons: 14
Coding region: 58-2283 (741 amino acids)
Biological process (GO): cell migration; cell-matrix adhesion; cell adhesion mediated by integrin
Cellular component (GO): cell surface; focal adhesion; integrin complex
Molecular function (GO): fibronectin binding; integrin binding; fibrinogen binding
Source: RefSeq, a predicted model, not a curated record
AACAUCUGCACUACUCGAGGCGUGAGCUCCUGCCAGCAGUGUCUAGCUGUGAGUCCCAUGUGUGCCUGGUGCUCAGAUGAGUCCUUGCCUCCAGGCACACCUCGCUGUGACUUGAAGGAGAACUUGCUAAAGGACAACUGUGCCCCAGAUGAUAUUGAGUUCCCAGUCAGUAAGGCCACAGUAUUGGAGGCUAGACCCCUCAGUGACAAGGGCUCUGGAGACAGCUCCCAGGUUACUCAAGUCAGUCCCCAGAAGAUUUCACUCUCACUACGACCAGAUGAUUCGAAGAGUUUCUCCGUCCAAGUGAGGCAGGUGGAAGAUUACCCUGUGGACAUUUAUUAUCUGAUGGACCUGUCUUACUCUAUGAAGGAUGAUCUAGAGAAGAUCCAUAAUCUGGGUACCAAGCUGGCCUCCCAGAUGCGCAAGCUCACCAGUAACCUGCGUAUUGGUUUUGGGGCCUUUGUGGACAAGCCUGUGUCACCAUAUAUGUAUAUCUCUCCACCAGAGGCCCUCAAAAAUCCAUGCUAUGAAAUCAAGACCACCUGCUUGCCUAUGUUUGGCUACAAACAUGUUUUGACGCUAACUGACCAGGUGACCCGCUUCAAUGAGGAGGUGCAGAAGCAGAACGUGUCACGAAAUCGAGAUGCCCCAGAGGGUGGCUUUGAUGCCAUCAUGCAGGCUACAGUCUGUGAUGACAAGAUUGGCUGGAGAAAUGAUGCAUCUCAUUUGCUAGUGUUUACUACUGAUGCCAAAACUCAUAUAGCAUUGGAUGGAAGACUGGCAGGAAUUGUCCAGCCCAAUGAUGGGCAGUGCCACAUUGGCGCUGACAACCAUUACUCUGCCUCCACUACCAUGGAUUAUCCCUCUCUGGGAUUGAUGACUGAGAAGCUUUCACAGAAUAACAUCAAUUUGAUCUUUGCAGUGACUGAGAACGUUGUCAAUCUUUACCAGAAUUACAGUGAACUCAUCCCGGGGACCACAGUAGGGGUUCUGUCCAAAGAUUCCAGCAAUGUCCUUCAGCUCAUCGUUGAUGCCUAUGGGAAAAUCCGCUCUAAAGUAGAACUGGAAGUGCGUGACCUCCCUGAGGAAUUGUCUCUGUCCUUCAACGCCACAUGCCUCAACGACGAGGUCAUCCCAGGCCUCAAGUCUUGUGUGGGACUCAAGAUUGGAGACACGGUGAGCUUCAGCAUUGAGGCCAAGGUGCGUGGCUGCCCCCAGGAGAAGGAGAAGUCCUUCACCAUCAAACCUGUGGGCUUCAAAGACAGCCUCACCGUCCAGGUCACCUUCAACUGUGACUGUGCCUGUCAGGGCUGGGCUCAGCCUCACAGUUCCCAAUGCAACAAUGGCAAUGGGACCUUCGAGUGUGGGGUGUGCCGCUGUGGGCCAGGCUGGCUGGGGCCCCAGUGUGAGUGCUCAGAGGAGGACUACCACCCCUCGCAGCAGGACGAGUGCAGCCCCAAGCAAGGCCAGCCCAUCUGCAGUCAGAGGGGCGAGUGCCUAUGUGGCCAGUGUGUCUGCCACAGCAGUGACUUUGGCAAGAUUACGGGCAAGUACUGUGAGUGUGAUGACUUCUCCUGUGUCCGCUACAAAGGGGAGAUGUGUUCAGGUCACGGCCAAUGCAGCUGUGGGGACUGCCUCUGUGACUCCGACUGGACUGGCUACUACUGCAACUGUACCACACGCACCGACUCCUGCAUGUCCACCAACGGGCUGCUGUGCAGCGGCCGGGGCAAGUGUGAAUGUGGCAGCUGCAUGUGCACCCAGCCAGGCUCCUAUGGGGACACCUGUGAGAAGUGUCCCACCUGCCCUGAUGCCUGCACCUUUAAGAAGAAUUGUGUGGAAUGUAGGAGGUUUGAACGAGGAGAACUGCACGAGGAAAACACGUGUAACCUUUACUGCCGUGAUGAGAUUGAGCCCGUGAAGGAGCUUAGGGACACUGGGAAGAAUGCAGUGAAUUGUACCUACAAGAAUGAAGAUGACUGUGUGGUCAGAUUCCAGUAUUAUGAAGACUCCAGUGGCAAGUCCAUUCUGUAUGUGGUGGAAGAACCAGAUUGUCCCAAGGGCCCUGACAUCCUGGUGGUGCUUCUUUCAGUCAUGGGGGCUGUUCUACUCAUCGGUCUUGCUACGCUGCUCAUCUGGAAACUCCUCAUCACCAUCCACGACCGGAAAGAAUUUGCUAAAUUUGAAGAAGAGCGAGCGAGAGCAAAAUGGGACACGGCCAACAAUCCACUGUAUAAAGAGGCUACAUCUACCUUCACCAACAUCACCUACAAGGGCACCUGA